Molecule: messenger RNA, 1126 nt
Organism: Hordeum vulgare subsp. vulgare (domesticated barley)
Lineage: Eukaryota; Viridiplantae; Streptophyta; Magnoliopsida; Poales; Poaceae
Exons: 4
Coding region: 120-860 (246 amino acids)
Source: RefSeq, a predicted model, not a curated record
CGCUGCCGUGCAUACUCGGCGCAGAUUCAUCAUCCACCAGCUCCAUCAGAUAUGUUUUUCAGGCUAACAAGCAACAUUGCAAAGAGCCGAAGCCUAUAUAUGUGCGUAUGGCUUGAUCGAUGCCCCCAACACUCCAACAGUUCGUUUUCAAGCAUCCAUCAUCUGAAAAAAGAAAAAAGAGAGGAGAACAACGGAAGAAUCAGCAUCGAUCCGGUGGGCGGUGGGUGGACAUGUCUCCUGCCAGCUCGUUCGCGUCGCUGUGCCGACACAGGGUGAUCCGCGGCUGCUCCACCCGCCUCGGCUGCGACCACCGCUGGCCCGCCACGCCGGCUCGCUCUGUGGGGCAUCGAUGGAGAUCGUUGUCAUCCUCUGGCCUGCGUCGUGGCGCGAAAGAGGGCAUGUUGCUGCGGUGGUUCAGAGAAACUACCAACACAAGCAGCUGCAGCAGCGGCGGCGGCGGCGGCGGCGCAGGUGGCACAGGACGACCUGCUGCAGGUUUCUCAACCUGGGCACGGUUGGCAAUUGGCUCCGCCGCCGCUGUCAAAUGGGCGUCGUUUCUGCGGAUCCAAAAUGAGGUGGAGAUGGUGAAGGACGCCGCCGAGACUGCGGCGGAGGUGGUGGAGGAGGUGGCCAUGGCAGCCGAGAAGGUGUCGUCCGAGGUGGUCGGGCAUCUGCCGGAGGAAGGCAGGCUGAGACGCGCCGCGGUGAUGGUCGAGCACGCGUCCAAGGAGGUCGCGGAGGAGGCUCAUCGUGCACGAGACAUCAUCCACAAGGUCGACGAAAUUGAGGAAGACGUCAAGGCCAUUAUCGAACCGAUUAUGGAUCAUGGGAAGCAUGAGAGGAAGCAUUUAGAAAAGUAGAUUUUUUUUUCUUCUUCUUCUUUGCAGCUUGGAUUCAUCAGGGCCGGUUAUGCCGUCUCAUUGGACUGCGGAGACAACAGAGCAAGCAUUAUAUAAAACUGCAUUAUUCAUGUCGAAAUUCAUGUUAAAUUCAUUUUUACAAUAUUACGGACCAAGAAUUCAUUAAAAUAUUUACAAUAUUACAGUUAGUUUGGUUUGCAGUAUUGUAAUUUUUUUUAUUUUAACUAUAUUUUUAUAUACUUUAAUGCAAAAUGAUUUAAUGGGGA